Molecule: messenger RNA, 636 nt
Organism: Prunus armeniaca (apricot)
Lineage: Eukaryota; Viridiplantae; Streptophyta; Magnoliopsida; Rosales; Rosaceae
Source: the annotation of a GenBank genome assembly
AUGGCUUUCAAAGAUAUCCCUGACAAGCCCACCGCAACCGCAAAAUCUAGUGCUUCCAGUGCUUCAGAAACCCGAAAUUUUUUUGACAUGGCGCAACCAAUUGUUAUAGUUCACAAUGAUACUUCUGCUGCCCCAUUCACCAUACGGUUAAAUGGAAACAAUCAUAGCACUUGGUCGAAGAUGAUGUUGCUUCAUGUGUCAAGCCAGGGAAAAAAAGGUUAUUUGACAGGGAAUGUGGCACAAGGGAUUCUAAAGUUUUUCUAUUCUAUGUUCAUACACAAUACAAUAGUAGCAUUCAAUCUAUCCAUGUGGACAAUAGGGGAGAGUUCUUUCCCUUUGCAGGUCACCACCACCGCCUUUCCGUCCAUUCAAACCUAUCACAGAAUAGGUUCUUUCACUAGCUCCAAUACCAUAAACCCACCAGUCGAACCGCCCCAAGGUUCCCAAUGUGCCCCUUUGAGACUAUGUAUGUUCCCAAGUCACGCUGUCCUAACCUUCACACUCGUCGUUUUUGUCUUCAGAUCCUAUUACAGUCGCAGUGUGGAACCCAGUACCUAUGCUGCUGCAACUUUUGAUCUUAAUUGGCGCCAAGCCAUGUCUUCUGAACUUGAUGCUUUGGAGUCUAAUAAUACUUAG